This is a messenger RNA of Gekko japonicus, 1140 nucleotides long. Its product is annotated as actin-related protein 3B-like. NCBI's taxonomy places the organism in Eukaryota, Metazoa, Chordata, Lepidosauria, Squamata, Gekkonidae. The transcript has 3 exons. Bases 24 to 302 code for a protein of 92 amino acids. The record is from RefSeq and is a predicted model, not a curated record.
UAGUCCUUUCCGGAGGAUCCACAAUGUUCAGGGAUUUUGGACGCCGGCUGCAGAGAGACUUGAAAAGAGUGGUGGACGCGCGACUGAAGGCCAGCGAGGAGCUCAGUGGCAGUCGGAUAAAGCCCAAGCCUGUGGAAGUGCAAGUGAUCAGUCACCACAUGCAGCGCUAUGCGGUCUGGUUCGGAGGAUCCAUGCUCGCCUCGACACCAGAGUUCUUCCAAGUAUGUCACACCAAGAAAGAUUACGAAGAAUAUGGCCCUAGCAUUUGCCGUCAUAAUCCUGUCUUUGGAAUCAUGUCCUAGCACCCGUUUGGCGCGGAAGCGUCUGCUCUGGUGUCUCUUGCGUCUGACGGAGCUCCUAUGACUGUGGGAGAAGAGGAAAGCGCCGGGUUUGAAAUGCCGGGCCGUCGUGUGUAUGUCCACUUGCCUCGGCGGGGAGAACUUCAGUCCCAGGGUGCGCGCAUCGGAAUCACGCCUUGCAAUGCAGCCGAUAACCCAGAACCACUCUGGCGAAAAGCCGCCUACGUGCCAACUCUGUGACCCUCUCCUUUCCUCAGUGGUAGCUUCUAGCCAACGGGCAGCCCUUCCGUCUUGGGAGACUGUAGAAACACAGGAGUUGCGGGGAGAAACUGAGGCCAGGAAUACAAGCCGAACCUGAGCUCGCUGUCAUGUUGUUUCUGGAACCGGGAAGGGAUACGUGGUAAUUUUUCUCCUCGGGUUUCAGCCCUGCAGCCGGAUCAGCAAGGGUGAAACCCUGGGCUAGUAAAUGGUCACCUUUGGCUUCGUGGAGCCUCCUGGUCUUUCCGGGACAUAUUAGAUUGUAAACUUGUGGGGGCCUUAGUGAGUAGGAAAAUAUAACGCUCUAACCAUGCAAUACAAAUGUUUUAUUUUAGAGAGUUUUGUAUUUUCUGAAUUAUUAUUGUAGUGUGUGUUCUGGGCUGAAUGCAAACAGCAAGCGAUGUUGCUGGAGUUGAUGGUGGUGAUGCUGUUUUCCAGUUAGUUUGAAGUGUACCAGUUUUUCCUCCUUUGGGGGGGAUGUAUGUAUGCUUUCUUUCUUUUUUUCACGGUACAUCCUGAUUUGAGUGAAAUGUCUUCUUCUUUUUUUUUUUUAAAGCCCCUGAAAAUAUGUGUGAGAUUUAUU